Messenger RNA from Mesocricetus auratus (golden hamster), 2498 nucleotides. RefSeq names its product autoimmune regulator (gene Aire). The record is from RefSeq and is a predicted model, not a curated record. The transcript is spliced from 14 exons. Gene Ontology annotation, biological process: humoral immune response; regulation of transcription by RNA polymerase II. NCBI's taxonomy places the organism in Eukaryota, Metazoa, Chordata, Mammalia, Rodentia, Cricetidae. The coding region runs from base 617 to 2167 and encodes 516 amino acids. Gene Ontology annotation, molecular function: DNA binding; translation regulator activity; DNA-binding transcription factor activity, RNA polymerase II-specific. Gene Ontology annotation, cellular component: cytoplasm; nucleus.
UGCAUGUGUGUGUGUGUAUGUUCCUGAGUAUGGAGCUAAAGGUGAACAUGGGGUGUUUUCUUCAGUUGCUCUCCACCCAAGUUUUUGAGGCAGGUUCUCUUGUGGAACCUGGAACUUAAUCCAUUCAGCUAGGCUGCCUGGGCAGCGAGCUCUCCCGAGGCUUCUGUCUCUACCUCCCCAGCACUGGGAUAACUCAGGUGCCCAGGCUUGCUGGGGCAGGGAGAUAGUCCACUGAGCUGUCUUCCCAGCCCAUCCUGGUUUUACCCAUAAACAGGACCCUCUGUAGGAAGACUAGAGGGGCAACUUUCCUGUUUCCUCCAUCCCAACCCCAGCCCGGGCAGCUACCCUGGAUUCCACAGGAAGUCUCUGUCCCCAACCUGCAGAAGGCGGGCCCUGAUUGGCUCCAGGGUGAGUAGUAGCCUCUGCUCUUUUCUGGUUGAAAGUAUAACAGAGACGUGGAACAAGGCAAGCGUCGCCUUUCCCCAGCUGGGGAGUAGGUAUAUUGGCUCACAGGUGCCUCUGGGAUAGUCCCAAGACACCCAAAGGUAGAGAGAAAGGGGGUCGCAAGCUCGCAUAGGCCAGCAGGGGGCGCUGGCGCACGGUCCGUGUGGAAACAAUGGCUGGCGGGGAUGGGACGCUGCGCCGCCUGCUGAGACUGCACCGCACCGAGAUCGCUGUGGCGGUAGACAGCGCCUUCCCGCUGCUGCACGCUCUGGCUGACCACGACGUGGUUCCAGAGGACAAGUUCCAGGAGACACUCCGGCUGAAGGAGAAGGAGGGCUGCCCGCAAGCCUUCCAUGCCCUGCUGUCCUGGCUCUUGACCCAGGACAGUGGGGCCAUCCUGGACUUCUGGAGGGUUCUCUUCAAGGACUACAAUCUGGAACGGUACAGCCGCCUGCAUACCAUCCUGGAUGGCUUCCCAAAAGAUGUGGACCUCAGCCAGCCCCGGAAGGGGAGGAAGCCCCUUGCUGGUCCCAAGGUCUCUGUACUGCCACCCAGACCCCCUGCCAAGAGAAAAGCCCCAGAGGAACCUCGUGCUACGCCAACAGCAACCCUGACCCCAAAGAGCUCCUCCAGCCCAGGCUCCCAUCCAAAGACCAAGCCCCCUAAGAAGCCAGAGGGCAACUCGGAAUCACAGCGCCUCCCGCUGGGGAAUGGAAUUCAGGCCGUGUCGGCUUCCGUCCAGAGAGCUGUGACUGUGUCCUCUGGGGAGGUCCCAGGAACCCGAGGGGCCGUGGAAGGGAUCCUUAUCCAGCAGGUGUUUGAGGCAGGAGGCUCCAAGAAGUGCAUCCAGGUUGGGGGCGAGUUUUAUACUCCUAGCAAGUUCGAAGACCCCGGUGGCAAUACAAAGAACAAGACCCGGAGUGGUGGCAGCCUAAAGCCAGUAGUCCGAGCAAAGGGAGCCCAGGUCGCUAUCCCUGGUAGAGAUGAGCAGAGAAUGAGCCAGCAGUGCGGGGUCCCUGUCCUUCCAGCCCUUCCCAGUGAGCCCCAGGUUCACCAGAAGAACGAGGACGAGUGUGCUGUGUGCCACGAUGGAGGUGAGCUCAUCUGCUGUGAUGGCUGUCCCCGGGCCUUCCACCUGGCUUGCCUGUCGCCACCUCUGCGGGAGAUCCCCAGCGGCCUCUGGAGGUGCUCCUGCUGCCUCCAGGGCAGAGUCCAGCAGAACCUGUCCCAGCCUGAAGAGUCCAGGCCCCUGGAGUCACCUGCAGAGACCCCGGUCCUCCUGGGGCUGAGGUCAACUUCAGAGGGAACCAGGGCCCUGUCCAGGGAGCUCCCAGUCAGCUCAGACGCUGCUAUCACCUAUGUGAACCUGCUGGCCCCACCUUCUGCAGCCCCCCUGCCUCUGCUGAGUGCUGGGGUUGAGGGGCAGCAGGGUCCAGCACCAGGCGCGCGGUGCGGUGUGUGCGGGGACGGCGCAGACACGCUGCGGUGUACACACUGUGCUGCCGCCUUUCACUGGCGCUGCCACUUCCCGAUGGCAGCAACCCGACCAGGGACGAACUCCCGCUGCAAGUCCUGCUCUGCAGACCCCACUCCCACGCUGGGCGAGGCAGCGCCCACUUCAGGACGCCCAGCCCCUGUGCUUGCCAAGGUCAGUGUGAGGUGGGGGACGACUCUGCUGGCCAUGAGCCUGCUCUGCAAAGGGAUGAUCUGGAGUCCCUUCUGAAUGAGCACUCCUUCGACGGCAUCCUGCAGUGGGCCAUCCAGAGCAUGUCACGCCCGCUGCCCGAGACACCACCCUUCUCCUCCUAACCCCAGGUGGCCCCGGAGGGUGGGCAGCAUAGCACCAGCCUCUCACCCCAAAUCAUCGGAUGAGGCAGAGUUGCUUUCCAGCCACUGUGUUCUGAGAGGACGUGCUCUGUCACCCCAGCAGCUGGGCUGCUUAGGACCAAGAGCUGGCAGGUCCCAGCCGUCAGUACCCAGCUUGCAGGUGGCCCUGGUCUUUGUGGGGACACAAGGCCAUCCUGUGUCCUGAGAUUAAAGUCACUUCCGUGGGC